This is a messenger RNA of Suillus fuscotomentosus, 1164 nucleotides long. RefSeq lists its product as uncharacterized. The record is from RefSeq and is a predicted model, not a curated record. The transcript has 8 exons. Bases 1 to 1164 code for a protein of 387 amino acids. Lineage: Eukaryota; Fungi; Basidiomycota; Agaricomycetes; Boletales; Suillaceae.
AUGUCUGUGGCAGAGCUUGAUCAUCACAAUGCGACACACGGACUCGCACUUCCAGACCUCUCUGGUGCAGUACCCACCUCCACAGAAGCAAGGGCGAAGCGUCGUAUUGCUGCUCUAGAAGAGGAGUUACAGGUGAUGAAGCAAGAAAGAGGAACAAAGCAGAGAUUCAUCGCCGAUCUUGUUCACUACAUGCCUCUUACUCUCCGCCGCAUCGUUGCCCUUUAUGCUAACAUUGAAGACUUGAUUGCAGAGAAUGAUCGCAGAUGUGAAGAGGCCUGGCAGGAUUCCACUGCAGAUCAAAAUCGCUUGCAGCGUGGUUAUAUUGCACUGGCGAACGCUCUUCCAUGGAUCCAUGAAAGACUUGCAGAGCUUGACGCCAAUGACGCCGAGGAUAUGCUGAAAAAGAUCAAAAAAGGAGCGGAUGCGGCCCGCGGCGACGAUACCUCCACUCUCAAGGAUCUGGUCGCUGCCUGGGUCAACCAAAGUUUCCAUCCAUCCAAUUUACUCAAGUCCGAUGACAAACAGUCGCGAGGCUUUGCACACGACAUUUGUGGCAAAUUACUCUGUCCUGCUGAGUGGGACUGGAGUAAGGACUACGUGAAGGCAGGUAUUCGGGACAGAACGUCAGAAUAUAUCGUGUCGGAAAAUUCUUGGCCGCUGUUUGUGUACGAAAACUACUCAGUGAACAGCAGUAACCUUGAGCAAGGUCUUUUCAUGUCCAAGGUUCUGGUUCAGGCUUUCAAGGCCAUCUUUACAUCACCAUCUUCCGCAAAAGAAGCUGAUGGCAAUGGCGAUGGAGCCGAUAUCCUCGAGAACAACAGGCACACCCGGCGUGCGCUAAAUCAGGUCAAGGUCAAAAUGUGUGUGGCAUCGAUCAUUAACAUGAGGAAAGUUACUCCUCGCUCCAUCGCUUAUGUCGCCUGUCAGGUUCGGUUCGCGCUAUCUAAUGUCUCAUCUUGGUGUAUCGUCGACGGUGACUUCGACUACGAAGCAUUCUGGAACAACAUCGUGGACUUUUUCGAGGAUGCCCCUGGCCCUGUCGCAAAGGUUUUUGGAAAAAACCAUCGUGAGGACCUCACGCCAGAGGUUGUAUCCAAAAUGUCCGUCACAGCACUGGCAGAACAGAGGAAGGCGCUAGAAGACGCUGCUUUUGAUUCAGACUAG